This is a messenger RNA of Knipowitschia caucasica, 1248 nucleotides long. Lineage: Eukaryota; Metazoa; Chordata; Actinopteri; Gobiiformes; Gobiidae. The record is from the annotation of a GenBank genome assembly.
AUGAGGCUCUCGGCUCUGCUCUGCCUCCUCGCCGUCACCGCCAUCGGGGUCGAAUGCCGGAGAAUCGCCCGGGACUCCCCCACCACCUCCGAGUCCGAAUCACCGUCCAACUCCAACAACUCGGCCCUGGUUCCGGCCCCGCAACCCAGCCGGCCGAGAGGAGCCUUUCCACCCAUGUGCAUCAAACCCACGGAGAUCAAAAACGCCUUUAAGUACGUCAACACCAUCGUCUCCUGCCUGAUAUUCGUGGUGGGGAUAAUCGGGAACUCGACGCUGCUGCGGAUCAUCUAUGAAAACAAGUGCAUGAGGAAUGGGCCCAAUGUGCUGAUCGGGAGUCUGGCUCUGGGAGACCUGCUCUACAUCAUCAUCGCUAUUCCCAUCAACGUCUUCAAGCUGCUGGCGGAAGACUGGCCGUUCGGGGUCUACAUUUGUAAACUCAUGCCGUUCAUCCAGAAGGCCUCAGUGGGGAUCACGGUCCUGAGUCUGUGUGCGCUCAGCAUCGACCGGUACCACGCGGUGACUUCGUGGAGCCGCGUGAAGGGCAUGGGCAUCCCGCUGUGGAAGGCGGCGGAGGUGACGUCCAUCUGGCUCCUGGCCGUGCUGCUGGCCGUCCCUGAAGCUCUGGCCUUCGACAUGUUGGAGAUCCCCUACAGAGGCACCAAGCUGCGGGUGUGUCUCCUGCACCCGGAGCAGACCACCAGCUUCAUGAAGUUUUACCAGAACGUGAAGGACUGGUGGCUGUUCGGCUUCUACUUCUGCGUCCCUUUGGCCUGUACCUUUGUCUUCUACACGCUCAUGACCUGCGAGAUGCUCAGCCGGAGGAAGGGAAUGCGCAUCGCCCUCAACGACCACAUGAAGCAGCGGCGGGAAGUGGCGAAGACCGUGUUCUGUCUGGUGCUGAUCUUUGCUCUGUGCUGGCUGCCCCUUCACCUCAGCCGCAUUCUGAAGAAGACCAUCUACGACCAAAAUGACCCAAACCGCUGUGAACUGCUCAGUUUCCUCUUGGUGAUGGAUUACAUUGGGAUCAACAUGGCAUCGCUCAACUCCUGCAUCAACCCCAUCGCAUUGUACUUUGUCAGUCAGAAGUUUAAAAACUGCUUUCAGUCGUGCCUGUGCUGCUGGUGCUACAGACCCUCUCCUCUGGACAAACGUGGAUCCGGGCGCAGCUGGAAGGACUCGUGUCACGGGAACGGACUGGACCGCUCCAGCUCUCGCUCCAGCUCCCAGAAAUACUCCUCCUCUUCAUAA